Mytilus trossulus (common blue mussel) is the source of this 1828-nucleotide messenger RNA. Its product is annotated as carbonic anhydrase 2-like. The coding region runs from base 199 to 963 and encodes 254 amino acids. Gene Ontology annotation, molecular function: zinc ion binding; carbonate dehydratase activity. NCBI's taxonomy places the organism in Eukaryota, Metazoa, Mollusca, Bivalvia, Mytilida, Mytilidae. The record is from RefSeq and is a predicted model, not a curated record. The transcript has 8 exons.
ACAAACCUUUAAAAACCCAAUACACUGAACAUUUGGCACGUAGCCAUACCAAACAGUUAGUUCAGUGUAUGAAAAUCAAUUGUACGAUUUAUUGUGUGAAAAAGCGUUAUUCUGGAUUUAUUUCACCGGGAAAGCUCGAAGCUUUAAGUCAACACUUUUGAAGUUAAGUUUCAGGUUUUAAGACUAUCAUAUAACAGAAUGUCGUGGGGAUAUGGAAACGAUAACGGACCUUGCACUUGGUGUAACCAGUUCCCUAUAGCCAAUGGGAAAAGACAAUCGCCAAUCGAUAUUUGCCCAGACAAGAUAGCCUGUGACCAACAACUAGCUAAUUCUCCAUUGGUGGUCAAAUAUCAAAAAGAACCAAAAGCCGAGGCAAUGAACACAGGAAAAUCAGUCAAAGUACAAGCAACCAAAGCAUCAGAAAUAUCAGGAGGACCCUUAACAGGGACAUACAGAUUAGAACAGUUUCAUUUUCAUUGGGGAGCAGACGACAACAAAGGUUCUGAACACACAAUCAAUGGCAAGAUGUACGCUGCAGAGCUACAUUUAGUACAUUACAAUACCAAAUAUGCCAAUUUUGGAGAGGCCGUAGACAAACCAGAUGGCCUUGCCGUGUUCGGAUUUUUUAUCAAGCCUGGAGCAAAGCAUGUCGGUAUGAAAGAAUUAACAGAUAACACAUUAUGUAGUAUAAUAGCAGAGGGGAAAACAUGUAAUAUGCCUUGUGAUUUAGACAUGGCCAGUCUUCUCAACUCUGAUUUGACAAAAUACUGGACCUACCUGGGUUCUUUGACAACACCACCAUUAUAUGAAAGCGUUACAUGGAUUGUCUUUCAAGAUCCAAUUGAAAUGUCUAAUGACCAAUUACAAGCCCUACGAAACCUAAAAUGUGGCAACAACUGUAUAGUAGACAACUAUAGGCCACCUGUGCCACUUGGCGACAGAACAGUCCGAGCAUCAUUUUAAAACUAAUAACAUUUAACAUGGAUCCAAAAUUGGUAAUCUCAUUCAAUGAACUUGUGUACUAUAUCAUGGUUCCCUUUGUCUCCGAUGUUUUAGAUCAUGCAGUAUUACGUCUUUUAAAAAUUGCUGUACAAUUGCAAAAUCAUUGUAAAGUUCUUAACUGAAUAAGUCGAUUGGGUCUUACGUUGUAUUUAGGUACGAAGUUUUUUUUAAAACGUCAUUGUAUCAUUCUGGAUUGGGUCUUACGUUGUAUUAAGAUACCCGAUACACUUCUCUUUUAAGUAAUACUCAUACGAUCAUAAAAGAAAUAUUAUAAUUAUAUCUAUGAUGACUUUAAUGUCAAUUUGUACACGGUACAUCUAAGUUUUCUUUAUAUUAACCACGAUCAUUGUAAGAAGACAGACAACUCUACUAUUUUUUAGUUCCUCCUUGUGGGUAUUCUUAUUAUGAUAUUGCAUUGUACUGAACUUUUGUAUGUGAAAAAGUGCUAGCUAUUUUAUAAAGUUUUCAAAUCAUAUGUGCAAACAGUUUGAAUUUUAUUAUGACAAAAGUGCUAUUUUCUAAAGUCUUGAAAUCAUUUUAUUAAGUGCUAACAAUUUUAAUUUUUAAUAUCCGAAAAAUGUGCUAUGUGACGUGUUAGUCUUAUGUUUUACAUGUUUUACAUUUGUUAUUCCAGCAUGUAUUUUAGUACUAUAAUAAUGAUUAUAAAUUGUUCAUUGGCAAUUUUCUACAAUUGUUAUACAAUAUUAAUAUAACCAUACAAAUAUUUGUGUAAUUUACAUGUUUUGCCGAGAUAUGCUUUUUAUAAAUAUGUAUAAAUGUGAAGGGAUUCAAAAUUACAUUCUUAAUAAAAGACACGUUCGGAGCA